AUGUGGAACUCGUCCGAAAUUGAUGAAGCCUAUGCGAAUAUGACGCAUGUUUCUGCACCGUCACCACCGCUAGCUAUUAUAUUCGGUUGUUUUACACUUAUUGGUAUUGUCGGCAAUUUGGCAUUAUUCCUCUAUAUUCUUAUCCAUAAACUCUAUCAAAAUUUUAUUUCAUCGCAUUUCAUUGCCCAUUUAUGUAUUACAAAUCUUGUAGCUUUAAUGAUUCUGAUUCCCAUAUUUCUUUAUACAUUAUGGACUGGAGUUAAUGUAUUCCAAGAGAGCAACUUCAUGUGCCGAUUACAAGCCCUACUUACCUGCACAGUAUGGACGGUAAUGGCUUUGAUGGCUCUGUGUAUUGCCGGUGUGCAUCUACUCACAUUCGCUAGAAUUCACUACGAUCAAUUAUUUGGACUACGUCCUGGAAUUCUCUGUAUGCUGUCCUGGGUAAUCUCGUUGGUCCUGGCGCUACCAUCUGUCACCAACGGACAUAUUGUCAUCUAUGACGCCUCACUACGACACUGUGUCUGGGGCCAUUCUGAUUCCGGCCUCAAAUUCCUUACCUAUCUCCUCAUACUCGGUGUACUUAUUCCGGCAGCAUUCUCUUCUUACGCCUACAUACGCGUUCUUGGAAUACUCUAUCACAGCCCUAUUGUAUUUCAGUCACUCGGACUCUACAAAAGCCGAUUUCUCGUCUACGCAUUUCUAUUCAGCCCAAUGUAUCAAGUGCCAUUCUAUGCAGUCACCAUGAUGCACGCCAAGCACUCAUGGCGUUUUCAAACAGAGGCGUUUUGGCCAGCGAUUUGCAUGUUUCUCGCUUUUACUCAAUGUCUCGUCUCACCGGCACUCUAUGGUGCCAGCUUGUUCAUGAUGAAGGAAGAAGAUAUGGCCUUGACGGCACGAACACACAAGGGUGCUACCGGAUAUCAACACGUGCAAUCUCACAAUAUGCAAGCUCAACUGAUCUGA
Molecule: messenger RNA, 963 nt
Organism: Haemonchus placei
Lineage: Eukaryota; Metazoa; Nematoda; Chromadorea; Rhabditida; Trichostrongylidae
Source: the annotation of a GenBank genome assembly